Sus scrofa (pig) is the source of this 14374-nucleotide messenger RNA. It is a transcript of the gene NRG1, whose product is annotated as neuregulin 1. Gene Ontology annotation, molecular function: chemorepellent activity; protein tyrosine kinase activator activity. The record is from RefSeq and is a predicted model, not a curated record. Lineage: Eukaryota; Metazoa; Chordata; Mammalia; Artiodactyla; Suidae. Gene Ontology annotation, biological process: nervous system development; animal organ development; intracellular signal transduction.
CAAAAAAAAAAAAAAAAAAAAAAAAUGUUGGAGAAGCUGAAACCAUGGCUAGUGUGCAAUAUAAUUUUUUCAUUGAGUUGGAAUUCUCAUGACAUAAAAUUAACCAUUUUGCUGUGAACCAUUCAUUGGCAUUUAUCACAGUGAUGUGCAGCCACCAUUUCCAUCUAGUUCCAGACAUGCCCAGAGUAAUUUUAAAAGAAAGAUGACUUGUAAAACUAAAAAUAAAAUCAACCAUUUGUAUAUAACUAAUAAUUUUACUUAUGGGGAGUGCAAAAAUAAUAGGUUCUCUCCAGGUGAACCCAUGAUAACCAUCAGAUUUAAUAAAAAUCUUUCAAUAUGAAAUUCUCACAUCCUCAUCUUUGAAAUCAUUUACUAUACCUUGAGCUAUAGCUCAAGAUCAAGGGAUCUAAAUGUAUAAAGAACAAACUGUGCAGGGUAAAUUGAUCUUGUUACAAAAUGAGAACACAAACCACAGUCAAUAUUCAACAUUUGAUACAGCCUCACACAAAAUAAUUAUUCCAAUUAAGUCAGUUUGUCUUUUCUGAGAUAAUGUUCGCUGGGUAAUAAUAAAGCAUAAUCAGUCUUGACUCACCAUCAAAGGGGGAAGAAAAAAUAAUUGCACCAUAAGGUGAAAUGAGUUUCAUCUCACCCGUUUCACAUUGUGAAUAAUGUAGAAGGACAUCAAAGAGUAGGUGGAUUUAUUUGGUUUGCCCUUAGAGAACUUUUCUGUUUAGUUGAAGAGAGAAUUACAGGAAAGACAGUUAAAUGUUGGGUUAUUCCCAAAGUUCCAUCCACUGAAAGGAUCUGUGCUAGAGAGUUAAGUGUAGUUGGAGUAACAGAGUUUCCCAAGAUGAAGAUAAAUUGAUAAAAGGCAUAUUUGGGAACAAUCAUAAAAAUUUGGUAAGCAUGUAUAUCUGAACUGGACAUUAAAAUAUUUGAAAAUAUGGAGGGGAGUAUAGAGGGUAUGUUGAAUAAUACAUGGAUAUGAAAAAAAGUCUACCAAUUUAAUAGAGGUGUCAUAAUCAGUGUAGUUCCGUCACAAUUAAAAAUAAAACCAAACAACAUACAUAUAUUUAAUGGAGAGCACAGCUCUAGUUUUGGACACUAGGAUACUGAUAAACAUGGCCUUCAAAGGAAUUGCAUUCUUCUGUCCUAUAUGCAUAAUUAAAUAAUAACACCUGUGAAGAGGCACCCCAAGUAGAAUUAAGGAAUCCUGUGACUGAGACUUGGGAUCCUGGAAGGGCUCCGUGGAGGAGCUGAGACAUGAGCUGGGGGAAGAUUUUCAGAUGGAUGAGAAGAGGCUAACUGAUCCAUUUGAGUACUUUGUCUUCUCAUAGGAAGCAGCAAGUUUUAAGGAUCCUUUUAAGCCCUGAAGCUUUCUUGUGAAAAUCAUGAUUUCAUAAUUCAUUAGCAAAUGAAUAAAUCAUGACAGUUUAUACAUAGUCAUCUACAAAGAUGAUAAUUCAAAAGUGAAAUCGCUGCUGUCGUCAUGGUAUUAAAUACCGUGAGGUAAAUUCUACUUUUGCAGCCAUAGACUUAAGGAGUGAGGGUAAACAUUUCAGAGAUAAACAAUUUUGGAGUGAAAUAGUCAAACAUACCAGAAAAAAGGUAGAAUAGAAAAUAAAUUCGCAUAAUAUGGACAAAAGCAAAGUGGCACUUGCCAUCCUCUUUCAUCUGCUGGAAUUAUGCUAAAUACUUCUGAUGAUAACAAAUUAAAGGAGAAGCAGUAGCCUAUCUUGAAUUGAAGUGGCAGGAGAAUUUGAAUAUUUUUAUUUGAUGACAUAAUAGGAUGGUUUUCUUCAUUGAAGCGGGCUUAGGGAGAAGCUGGAAUAUUAUGAAAGUGGAUCAGAAACCAAGUAUGUUUUGACUUUGUUCUGCCAGAGCUCAUUCUACAUGACUGUAUCUCCUCUUAACCUCAGGUUGGUUUACUAAUAUUUACUUCCUUACCUGCUGUGGUGAAUUAAUCGUGGCUGCAAAUUUUUUGUCACUCUCUCUAUCAAGAUUUAUUUCCCCUGACCUUGAAUCUCAGCUGGCCCUGUGACUUCUAAGCCAACAGCGUAUUCCCAAUAGGGAAAUAACCUCUGCCACUUCUGUCAGUCUUAAGACAGCAUCCUAUCAGAACCUAGUUGCCAUGCUGUGAGAAGCCUAAGCCAGGUGGAGAAGCCACAUGUUGGUGCACCAUCACCAUCUGACCAUGCACCGUCACCAUCCGACAGUCCCAGCUGAGUUUCCAGUUGAUACCUUGCAUCAGCUGCCAGUCAUGUGCAUGAAACUUAAAUGUUUCAGUUCAGUUACAUUUCCAGUGGAUUGAAGUUUCAACUGCCAUCUGAUGGAGCAGAAGAACCACUCAGCUAAACCCAGUAAACCUGCAGACUAGUAAGAGAUAAAAUGUAGUUAUUGUUUUCAGGGCACUUAUUUUUUCAUAGCAAUGUAUAACUGAACUAGCUUUCCAAAGAAAAUCCCAGAACUAAAACAAUGAAAGAGCUCAUUCAAUUUAAACUAUAAAUAUAUCAUAUUUAGAUAACCUAUGUUUAAUUCUUAUAACUUCUGAAAAUCAUUAGGUGGAAUUUUAGAAGGCUCUUGUUUUGGAAACUAAGUAACUUGAAGUUCAUUUCCAGCUACAUAAAGGUAAUAAUGCCUAUUUCAUUGUUACACUUUCUGGUUCACAUAUUUUUCUGAUUGAUGUGAUAGAUAAGCAAUCCAUAAUCAAAUGCAUUCUUUUGAUUAAAAAUGAGAAAUAGGAGUUCCCGUGGUGGCUCAGCUGUAACCAACCCGACUAGUAUCCAUGAGAAUGCGAGUUCAUCCCUGGCCUUGCUCAGUGGAUUAAGGAUCAGGCAUUGCCGUGAGCUGCAGUGUAGGAUACCAUGUUGCUAUGGCUGUGGUGUAGGCCAGCAGCUGAAGUUCUAAUUUGACCCCUAUCCUGGGAACUUCCAUAUACCACGGUUGCAGCUCUAAAAAGACCAAAAAAAAAGAGAGAGAGAAACAGUGUUUUUCAGUAAAAUAGCAUGAGUCAGACCUUUGUUCAAAAGUUGGUCCUACUGCUUAAUAGAUGUGUGUCCUGGGCUAAAUUACCUACACUACCUGAGUCUUUUUUUUUUUUUUAAGAUAAUAUUUACUGUACAGGAUUAAUGAAGAUCAGAAAUCAUGGAUGUUAAGAACCUAGUAGCGUUCCUGGCACAAUGAUGGAGCUCAAUAAAAGUAGCUUUUGUUGUUAUGAAGGAGGUGAUCAUGUGGCUUUAAAAAGGUAGUAAAGAUUCAUUUUUCAAGGGGACAUGGAAAUAAGGGUGUUCCUAAGCUGUGUUGGAAAUGGAGUCUGAAUGAUUAAUCCUUGGCAAUUUUUCCUGCAAAUAUGCAUGUUCUCUUCAAAAAAAUUCUGAUUCCCUUACCCAUCCACACUACUCAGGUUCUCAGUUCGUUAUUGCUGUAAAGGAAUUAAUAAAGGGAUAAAGGCAACUCUGACUCCUAGUCCCAAGAAUAGAACUAAUGGAGAAUUUCUUAGUUCUAUCGUUUUUCCAUUAGUUCCUGUCCUACUCCCUUUCCUCAAUUACAUUUACCUUCCAAUUUGAUAGGAAACAACAUUACAGGAUGCUGGCUCUUUGCAAGGUGAUCUUAGCUCUAAGAAGCCAAAGAGGUCAUGGAUUAUAUCUCUAGGAGGACAUGUACACAUCCCACAGUCUGAUUAGUGUAGUCCAGGGGAAAGAACAGCUGUGGCAGCCCACAGGACUCUGUUUCUGAAGUUUUGUUCUAGCCUUUACCUAAUAUGUUCUUUUCCUUUGUAAGUGUUGGUCACCUUUAAUAUGAUAUCUAUUAAUCUCAGCAGUGCCCAGAAAUCUCUUUGUCUGCUGAUUAUGUUUGUUCUUCAUGAUUAAGGUGAGGUGAGUAGUCAAGUGAAGGGCCACUUUUCUUAACUGUGGGUUACUGCUCUUGGUAUCUUUUCUUACCUGCUUAAUUUGGGCUACCUGAACCCCUUUUGGUCUUGGAAAUCUAGGUGACCUUGGCUGUGGGUGAAAUGCCAAAAUAUUAGACAUGAAUGGAAUAUUGGUUUGGGGCAGAGCUGAGGAGUUAAGUGUCACAUAAUUAAAGUGGGUGAUCUCUAAAGGAAUUAUCAAUUAUUCUAAAAUUUAGCAUAAAUAUUUACUUGUCCAUAUUGGUUGUAUUUGCAUGAAUGUUGAUAAUUAAAAUUAUUCUAACAUUUUUUAUUAAAGUAUAGUUGAUUUACAAUGUUUUGUCAAUAUCUGCUUUACAGCAAAGUGACUCAGUCAUAAUACAUAUACAUUCUUUUUCUCAUGUAUCUUCCAUCAUGUUCCAUCACAAGAGAUUGGAUAUAGUUCCCUGCGCUAUACAGCAGGACCUCAUUGCUUAUCCAUUCUAAAUGUAAUAGUUUGCAUCUACUAAAAUCUUAACUCCUCUUAGUUUGAAUACUAUAAAUGCCUUCAUAUAGAUUUUCUAUGAUGUGUAAUUUCAUGUUUGUUACUAGAAUCUUUAAGAAAAACCUCUGCUUUAAAUCAAAUAGUUAAUGCUUGAAAGUAGGCAUAGAAAUUAUUUUAUUUUUGCUUUUUAGAAAUUAUUUUAAGGGACUUUUUUCUGGUGUCUAAAACCAGGUUAUAUAGGGGUGAAUGUAAGGAUAAUUCAUUUUGCCCAUAAGCUUGUCAGUAAUAAUUAUAAUUAUGCAAAUUGGUUUAGGCUUUUGUCGUUUGUUGCUAGCUAUAGUACUGCAAACACAUUUGAAGAUAUUACUACCCUUUAGCUAAUUUAUACUUAUGGACUAAUUUCAUUUUGAAAGAAAUGAUAAUAUUAUCGCAUGUCCACUUACAGCUUAAAAAUAUUUCAAAGCAGUGGAGAGUGUGUGCUUUGCCAAAUACAGUGUGCUUAAAGCAGAUUCUCUCCAGACUUAAGCUCUAAAUUUUACUGCUUCUGGGACUAACGUGGUGGUUAUGUAGUAUGGAUUUAGAGACAGUUUUUAAGACCCCUAUUGACAUAGGUGAGCAAAUGGUUCCUUGGAAACUAUUCAGGUGUCCAGUCACAGUAGAGCAUGGAUUAAAGGUUCAGAUGCAUACAGCGUGUGCUGACAGGAAAAUAACGGGAGGUUCAGGGCAGACUACGCUCUUUAUUAAGGGCAGUGCAUUUCUUCCAGUCUUUUAACCACUGCUGUUUUAAAAGGAAAAAGAAAAAAAAAAAAAAAAAAGGUCAGCAUUGAAACGAUCUGUAAGGGAAAACUCCCAAAACUUAACCCACAAGGCAUGCUCUUAUAGAAACUCUUCUUAACACUUGCCGUGCGGUUAGAGCAGAGGACAUGUGGUAUAUAUUACAGCACCAGGGAAUUCAACCUCCACAGUGUGGAGUCACCAUGAAGGCUAAUUUCAAGAUGAAGUAAGAGCCCUUUGCUUCCUUUGUGGCUCUGUUACUUUACUAGCGUUUCUUGUCAUCAUGGCAUUCGUCUAAGACCCUGUGAGUGGGACAGGGCAGUGGAAAUUUAAAGGGGACCAGAGUAGGGACAUAUGAACCCCUCUUCCCUUCCUGAGCACCUCCCCCCUUCUUCCAACAUACACUCAGCACUUCCCACUGGGCAUCACCAAAUCUGACACAAUCAUUGCAAAAACGGCUGAAGACAGAGCUGUCCAUGGUUAGGAAAAACUGUUCUCACUGUUGGUUGAAAAAUCAGGUAAUAACAGUCCUCUUGGUGAACAAAACUUACUAGAGGGCUUGGGAAGGAACACUGUCUCUCAGCAGCAGGCAGGAAGAAAUUGCUGUUGAAAAGCUUACCUCUCUAGGGAGGAAUCAGAUAUCAGACUUUGCCAAGACUCAGGUCCAACCCAUAAGGUCCCACCUACAUCCCCCGCCCCAUCUCAGCUUUGUUAGAUCGCUUGAAUCGAUCGCUGGCUUUUUCUGACCCAGCAGUGGGUGCAGGAAGGAGAGCCAGCCAGACUUAGAGCAAGCAAGGUGGGGGUGGAAGACUGGGGCCGCUUUGGUAGAGAGAAAAAAAAAAAGAGAAAGAGGAGAACAGGGAUGGGGGCCAUAGGGACGAAGCUUAACUGGUGCCUGCCUGCUUCUCUUUGAUUUGAUGGCCUUUAUUCCUCCUAAUUGGAUAAAAUAGGAAGUCACUGGCAGUCCCGUGUUGCAGGGUAUACUGAUUUUACUCAGAACAGCCAGCAGCCCCAGAGUGUGGAUGGAGGGUGGGGGUUGGGAGAGGAGAGAGGAAAAAGAAAAAGAGAGAACGUCUUUGAAUGAGGGGAAAAGAAGGGAAAGAGACGGUGAAGAAGGGAUGAGCCCAGAGGAAGAAAGUGAAUGAGUGCUCAGGAAGGACAAAGAGGAGUGGUUGGGGGGUGGGGGCGGAGGUAGGGCGGGGAGCGCAGUUACCGCCCCUCCCAGCCGCGCUCUCGCCUUCGGAUCCCUCUGUGAUGAUACUGUUUGCAGUGAUGCUCGGAGGGCAGGCACCUGCUGCUCUGUAAUGAUUCAGCCCCUUUCAGCCGUCGCGUUAACACAACAGGAUGCUGUUGCUACUGUCACUGCUGCCUCUCCUGCCGCAGCCGCUGCUGCCGCCGCCGCCGCCGCCGCUGGUCCUGCUUUUGCUUUUACUUCUCCUGCAUGACAGUUGUUUUCUCCAUCUGAGCAGAUCCCAGCUUCAGAUGCUCGAGGUGAGAAACAUGCCAUUCAGUUUGGGCUACUGGUUUACUUAAUUGACCAACCACCAGCUUGGUUUCUCUUUUUGGCCUCUGUCCUCUUUGACCAGCUGGGAUGGUUUGGAGAAGCAUUUAAAAGAACUGCAAAAGUGGCCCAGAAACAGCAGUAAAGAAUUACAAUAUACUUUUAUUUGGUAGUUGCUAGAGGCUUUUUUCUCCCUUCUUUGCUCCUGAACUCUUGCUUUUGAUAAUGGCCUUGGACUUGGACGACUUAUCGAUUUCCCCCUGUAAGAUGCUGUAUCAUUUGGUUGGGGGGGGCUCUGCAUGGUAAUGGACGGUGAGGGAGGCCAGGCCUUCUGGAGGUGAGCCGAUGGAGGUCUAUUCCCCAGCCAUGUCCGAGGUAGCUGCUGAGAGGUCCUCCAGCCCCUCCACUCAGCUGAGUGCAGACCCAUCUCUUGAUGGGCUUCCGGCAGCAGAAGACAUGCCGGAGACCCAGACUGAAGAUGGGAGAACCAGGGGACUCGUGGGCCUGGCUGUUCCCUGCUGUAUCUGCCUGGAAGCUGAGCGCCUGAGAGGUUGUCUCAACUCCGAGAAAAUCUGCAUUGUCCCCAUUCUGGCUUGCCUAGUCAGCCUCUGCCUCUGCAUCGCCGGCCUCAAGUGGGUCUUUGUGGACAAGAUAUUCGAGUAUGACUCUCCUACUCACCUUGACCCUGGGGGGUUAGGCCAGGACCCUAUUAUUUCUCUGGAUCCAACUGCUGCCUCAGCUGUGUGGGUCUCAUCUGAGGCAUACACUUCACCUGUCUCGAGGGCUCAGUCUGAAACUGAGGUUCAAGUUACAGUGCAAGUUGACAAUACCAUUGUCUCCUCUGAGCCUUCAGCGGUACCAACCCCGAAGAAUCGUAUUUUCGCUUUUUCUUUCCUGCCGGCUACUGCACCACCCUUUCCUUCACCCACCCGGAACCCUGAGGUGAGAACACCCAAGUCAGCAACUCAGCCACAAGCAACAGAAACUAAUCUCCAAACUGCUCCUAAACUUUCCACAUCAACAUCUACAACUGGGACAAGCCAUCUUGUCAAGUGUGCAGAGAAGGAGAAAACUUUCUGUGUGAACGGAGGCGAGUGCUUCAUGGUGAAAGACCUUUCAAACCCCUCAAGAUACUUGUGCAAGUGCCCAAAUGAGUUUACUGGUGAUCGCUGCCAAAACUACGUAAUGGCCAGCUUCUACAAGCAUCUUGGGAUUGAAUUUAUGGAAGCGGAGGAGCUCUACCAGAAGCGAGUGCUGACCAUCACUGGCAUCUGCAUCGCCCUGCUCGUGGUCGGCAUCAUGUGUGUGGUGGCCUACUGCAAAACCAAGAAGCAGCGAAAAAAGCUUCACGACCGACUUCGGCAGAGUCUUCGGUCUGAACGAAACAACAUGGUGAACAUAGCCAACGGACCUCACCACCCUAAUCCACCCCCUGAGAACGUCCAGCUGGUGAAUCAAUACGUGUCUAAAAAUGUCAUCUCUAGUGAGCAUAUCGUCGAGAGAGAGGCAGAGACAUCUUUUUCCACCAGUCACUACACUUCAACAGCUCAUCACUCCACGACCGUCACCCAGACUCCCAGUCACAGCUGGAGCAAUGGACACACAGAAAGCAUCCUUUCAGAAAGCCACUCUGUAAUCAUGAUGUCAUCAGUAGAAAAUAGUAGGCACAGCAGCCCCACUGGGGGCCCAAGAGGACGUCUUAAUGGCUUGGGAGGCCCUCGAGAAUGUAACAGCUUCCUCAGGCAUGCCAGAGAAACCCCUGACUCCUACCGAGACUCUCCUCAUAGUGAAAGGUAUGUGUCAGCCAUGACCACCCCGGCUCGUAUGUCACCUGUAGAUUUCCACACGCCAAGCUCCCCCAAAUCGCCCCCUUCGGAAAUGUCUCCACCCAUGUCGAGCACGACGGUGUCCAUGCCCUCCAUGGCCAUCAGCCCCUUUGUGGAAGAAGAGAGACCCCUGCUUCUCGUGACACCGCCACGCCUGCGGGAGAAAUAUGACCACCACUCUCAGCAGUUCAGCUCCGCCCAUUGCAACCCCGCGCAUGAGAGCAACAGCCUGCCUCCCAGCCCCUUAAGGAUAGUGGAGGAUGAGGAAUAUGAAACCACCCAGGAGUAUGAACCGGCUCAGGAGCCUGAUAAGAAACUCACCAACAGCCGGCGGGCCAAAAGAACCAAGCCCAAUGGCCACAUUGCCAACAGGUCCGAAAUGGACAGCAACACAAGCGCUGAGAGCAGUAACUCAGAGAGCGAGACGGAAGAUGAGCGAGUCGGGGAAGAUACACCCUUCCUGGGCAUACAGAACCCCCUGGCAGCCAGCCUUGAGGUGGCACCUGCCUUCCGGCUGGCUGACGGCAGGACUAACCCAGCAGGUCGCUUCUCUCCACAGGAAGAAUUGCAAGCCCGGCUGUCCAGUGUAAUCGCUAACCAAGACCCUAUUGCUGUAUAAAACCUAAAUCCACCCAUAGAUUCACCUGUAAAACUUUAUUUUAUAUAAUAAAGUAUUCCACCUUAAAUUAAACAAUUUAUUUUAUUUUAGCAGUUCUGCAAAUAGAAAACAGGAAAAAAAACUUUUAUAAAUUAAAUAUAUGUAUGUACAAAUGUGUUAUGUGCCAUAUGUAGCAAUUUUUUACAGUAUUUCCAAACGAGAAAGAUAUCAAUGGUGCCUUUAUGUUCUGUUCUGUCGAGAGCAAGUUUUGUAUCGUUCCCGUGAUUGCUUCUCCACAGUAUUUCAGCAAACCACCCCUUCCCCCCCAUCCCUGCCAUGUAUUCUGUUUUUGCUGGCUUUUUGUGCAUUGCAUUAUAAUGUUGACCGGAUGUAUGAUUUGCAAGAUUUACAACUGUCCCUAUGUUUGCUUCGAGUAAUACCUGUUCAAUAUGUCUUAUAAUGGCACAUCCAUCCCCAAGCUCCCCUUUUGUAUGUAGUUUUCUUUUGCUUUCAGUAUACGAAAUGAGUUGUGUCUACUCUGCCAGCCAAAGGUUUACUUCAUUGGGCUCUGAGAUAAUAGUAGAUCCAACAGCAUGCUACUAUUAAUUACAGCAGGAAACUGCAUUAAGUCAUGUUAAAUAUUAGGAAGAAAGUAAUAUUGUGAUUUUAAAAAACUAUAUUAUUAAUCAGAAGACAGCUUGCUCUGGCUAAAAGGAGCUACCAUUUACUUUAUUUUGAUUGAUUUUUCUCGACCCCAAAAAAGCAAGUGUUCAGGAUAGCAAAGAAAAUGGGUUCUGGCCAGGAUCAGAGUAAAAUCCAGCUCCUGAUUCAAGGACUCAGUUUCACUUUCUCUCGGAGUGCAUGAUACAGCGGCUUCCCUAGUUGAAGAGCAAACUGUGGCUGAAAGAAAUGCAAUCAUCUCUGACUUGGGUUUUUCACUGAUUCUGGAGCUAGUGAUUGGCUGUGUCAUCUCAGUCAAGAACACACAUGUCAUGGCACAAAAUCCCCAGCUUCAACAGCAUGCUUAGCCAUUUGUCUGAACUACUUCUAGAGUGAAAUGUGUCUGCUGUACAUAGUGGUGACCUGUCCUCUUAGGGAAAUGCUUCUGUCUUAGACUGUCUGGAAGGGUGAAUAUAGAGAAGACACAGGGAGAGGAGCUUGGUGACUUGGUCAAUAAUUUUUCAGUUCUUUUGCCCAUUCCUUUGUCCUCAUUAUUUGUCUCUUGUUUUUCAAUGUGGCCUUGCUUAGGUCAGAACUGUGCAUGAACAUUUUUGUCAGGAAUAGCCAGUGUUCUUGUGAUUUGGGAUUGGUAAGAACCUCCCUUGAGUGACAAUUUAUCAGGAAAUGUCAAUAGUCUUGGAAAGAUUGCACCACGCAGAAGUGAAGCCCACCUGUGCCCUGCUCUUCCACUAUGCAGCUGUAUCACCCACUGUUUUUCCCCUUUUCACUUUACUGUCAGGAUUAAGAUGGGUCUACACUUUGCAUGUUCCCUUGUGAUUGCCAAUCCAAGGAAGGUGUACAGGUAAAAACAUUUGAAAUAAUUGCCAAUCCAGGAAAAGAAGAGAACUCUUUUUUUUUUUUUUUUUUUUUUUUUUUAAAUCACAGACCCUCUUUCAUGCCCUACCUGAUAGCUGUCAGGUCAGGCCACAGCUUUACUUAGGUUCCAAGUAGCUUCCUAGGAAUGAUAGGAUGAAAUGGGAAACAGGUUAGGAGGGGGUACAGAAAACCAGGUAUGAAGUCAAGGGAGUGACUCCUGUUCACAGGUAAACUGAAUCUAUUUCUUCAGCAAAUCUCUAUGUUAAAAUGAAAAGGAAGAGGUGACAUCCAAGUAGGUCUUAGAAAAAUAGUGCAGGCUGGGCAUGAGUCAUGUCAUUUAGCUUCUAAGUGUUUCUACCAUCCACAGACACCUACAGGUCCAGGAAGUCACUCUUAGGAUUUGGUAUCCCAAAAUAUCCCUCAUUGUUCCAGGCCACUUACUGCACACAGAAGUGUCCUGAUUUGCUUGUUCACCUAUCCCAAGGAGCCCCUGACAACUGUACAAGUUGCACUGAUUCCCCACUUCUGUAGAUAUGAGUAAGCUCAUGGCAGGGGCAAGAAAAGAGUCAACCAUAAGACGUUCUCUAAAUUAUUUCAAUACUGUCUUUGAAGACCUUGACUCAUUCUUAGACUAGUUCCAUAAAGAAAUUCCUACCCUCGUUAAAACUCUAAAAUUUCUAUUUCAAAUUCUUCAGGCAGUGGAGUAUUCUGGAGAAUGUCAGAAAUAGAUAAACUCUUGUGUCAAAGCAAUGAACAACAUUUCCCUCAGUAUGAAAAACUGCUGUCUGUUUUCAAGUUGCAACAAUAUAUCAGAAUUGAAGACAAAAGGAAAUUUCAUUUCCAACUUGCUCUGGUCACUUACAGAGGUGGCCUAUCAGUUGAGACAGGCUUGCUGUCCCUAGAUUCCCUUGAUCAAAAAAGCCACCUGACACCUCAGGGCUACCUGCUUCAGCCACCAGAGGUGUGUUCACAGGGACAUCGCUGAGAUGUUUAAUUGCCACCCUGCCUGUUUAUAAACUCAGGAGCACAGUGGCAAUGCAAAGGAGGGUGAACCUACAUCCCCAGCACAUGGGAAGCUUUUGUGGGUCUUCAGGCAGCGGAAAUUGCCCAGAAGUUUGACAGCGACUUUGUUUCCUGGGUCUGAAAUUAUAUCCCACUAAGGAAUCUGCAGUAGAGCAUAAUAUAUGCAAAACUCCUUUUUCUCACUCCAGAUCCUUUUUCUAUCCUACUCUCUCUCCUUGCCUGGUAUGACUUUUGCUUUGGAGGAAUGCCUGGACAUCUCGUGCUUUCUACAAAGUGGCACUCUGCCCAGGUAUAUGUGAAUGGGCCCCAAAGGCCAAAAUGCCAUAGCUUCCUUCUCUAAGUGUGACUGUCUUGAUAGAGUUUAUCCAGGGUAACUUGCUCAGUAACUAUUCCUUUUUUUUUUUUUUCCGGCCUGGGGUUGAAAGGUGCAUGGCUCAAAUUUGUGAAAAUAAAGAAGACCUAGUUUUAUCUUUUACUACUGGCUUCAUCCUACCAGCCACAGAGAUUUCUAUCCACAAAGACCCAUGAAACAUGGCAGAGAAAUGCAGACAAAGGAAAUGGCCACAUAUCACAAAUUCUAUUAUAUAUUCUUUUGUAAAUACACAUUGUACAUUUUUUGGAUGUUUUCCGAAAUCAUUUACUGUCUUUAUGAGUUAAUGUCAGUUUUUUUUUUUUAACUCUCUCAACUUACUGUGUAACAUUGUAAAUAACAUAAUGUCCUUUAUUAUUUAUAUUGAAACAUCUAACAUAGAGUUGUUUUCAUAUAAGUUUAAGAUAAAUGUCAAAAAUAUAUGUUUUUUUGUUUUUUCUUUGCUUUAAAAUUAUGUAUCUUUUCCUUUUUCUUUUUUUUUUUAAGAAUAAUUUAUUGUUCAGGAGAAAGAAUGUAUAUGUAAUUGAAACUAUUUGAAGAAUGCACAUUUGAAGGCCGUGAGGUACUGAUAAACUAAAGAAUUUAUUAUCCAAAAUACUAAGCAAUAAGUAAUUGUGAUUUAUUUAAAGUUCUGUUCCUUUUCCAUGAAAGACAUACUGCAAUAAAAAUGCCACUCUACGGCUAUCUGGGAGUGUUGGUCAGCAGACAGAUGGUCCAGUCUGUUAGACCAGCACCUUUCCUUUGACUGUGAUGCUUGUGCUAACUUAGGCCUGUGUUUGAUGGACCCCAUGAUCAUCUUGUCUGUCCAUUGCUUUUGCCACCCUGCCUAUUCUUGAGUCAUCUUCUGACUGUUGAUUGUGCUUACCACUGUAUUCCUGUUGAAGGGGUUACAACUUAGCAAUAUGAUAGUUUCUUCCCCUCCACCCCAACCUCAGACGCAAUAACAUAUCAGAAGGGACAUUUGAGGGCAAGAUUGCCGGGAUCCUAAUGAUAAUCAUUUUCAGUGGAGACAGCAAACAACUUCUUCAUGUCAGCGUGGAAACCCAUUCAGUCAUGGAAAGAAAACCCAUUACCGUGGUUCCAAUAAUCUGAUGACUGCUAGGGCCUGAAGACAGCCAGUCAGAACCCGGCUCUGCUAAGCUUGCCUGUAGCUUUCAUAAAUGUACUUUCUCCACCAGGCCCAUGAUUUAUCGAUUCACCAUUUUAAGAGAAAACAAGGCAAAAGUGGGUUCUUUCCUCUUCAUGCUGACUGUCUGUCAGUCAAACUCAUCAUCCUUCUUACUGCUCAGGGAAGGGCCUAUAUGUGAGACAUUUCCCACAUUCUAAGAUUUACCAUCUCUUCUUGAAAUUAGCCUAAAACGAAGCCAUAUUUUAGCAAAUAGCUCUUUGCAUGGGUGGUACUUUUUAUCUAUUUCCAGCCUCUUACUCAUUAUCCCAGAUGGGAUCAGGACUUCUGAAAUAGGUGGAGUCAGCAAUCCUCUGGGGUGACCAUGGGCCUCCUCUGGAGUUUGAGGGUGACCUGAAGCUCCCCAUCAAAAUCCACUUCUGAAUCAGUAUGCAAUUCCUAUUACCUGGUGAUAGAUCCACUCGUGUCAUCUCCAAAGCAGUCUGGGUGUCUAGGAGAUUCAAAGAGGGACUCUGUAGUGUGUUUUUUCUAUUGAUAUUACUGAAUUUUCAAAACUGGUCGGAAUCUUCAUAUUUGUAUCAAAAUGGGUGUACACACAAACACACAAAUACACACACAUACAAAUUCUUAACCCGCUAUUCUGAAGUCACCACAUUCACUCAUUUGUCCAAUUCACCCAACCAGCCAUUCAGCAAAUCAAGGAGUUCACAAAAUAUUUAAAAAUUAAAGAUGAAGACACUUCCCUGUGUCUUCCAUUUAUAGCUGAGGCUUUGCCCAUUCCCCAAAUGGAAAACUACAAGCAGCUGUCUUAGUAAUUGAGCUAAAAAUUGGGUGCCUAAAAUAUAUUGAUAUUGGAGGCAGAAGCCUGUGUGAUGGAGGGCAGUGUGGAGACAGCAGAGAUUCACAGGGAGCCACAUUAAAUAUCUAGAUAAUUAUUAAAUCCUCCAUUUACUUUAACCAUGUAGACCCUUGAAUGUCAAAUUCAGGCAAGCUUUGCAAACUAGCAAACAAUCUGUCUUUCCAACCUAAUGUCUUCCCCAUCAUUAGAUUUCUUGGUUCUCUGUCCUUAUGAUAAAUGACAACGGGACUUGAAGUCAGAGACUUGGGGUUAAGCAAGGCAAUUCUGAAAUCUGGAGGUUUAGGAGGCUGGAAGGAGUGGAAAAUUUUGAUGAUCUCAUGUAGUAUCACUUUGCACUCUAUCUCUGACUUGCUCUUUCUCAAAUGGAAGAAAUAAAAUAAACUGAUGGAAA